UUUUAGGGCUCGGAGCUGACCCUAACCGCGACACGAAACUAGGGUUUUACACUCUCACUUAUAUGCUCCUCCAAAACUUUGAGACAGGGAGGAAAGAGUUGGCGUUUGAGCUGAGGAACCCGGCUGCUUCUCUCUCAAGCACGUCACAAAAUGGUUUCUUUCAGGUUUCACCAGUACCAAGUGGUCGGGAGAGCACUUCCAACUGAGUCCGAUGAGCAUCCAAAGAUCUACCGCAUGAAGCUUUGGGCAACGAACGAGGUCCGUUCAAAAUCAAAGUUCUGGUACUUCUUGAGGAAGCUUAAGAAGGUCAAGAAAAGCAAUGGACAAAUUCUUGCCAUCAAUGAGAUUUUUGAGAAGAAUCCUACCAAGAUCAAGAACUAUGGAAUAUGGCUGCGAUACCAGAGCAGAACUGGUUAUCACAACAUGUACAAGGAAUACAGGGAUACAACUCUGAAUGGUGCUGUUGAACAGAUGUACAACGAGAUGGCAUCUCGCCACAGGGUUAGGUCACCAUGCAUCCAGAUCAUCAAGACUGCUACCAUCCCUGCAAAGCUUUGCAAGAGAGAGAGUACCAAGCAGUUCCACAAUUCCAAAAUCAAGUUCCCAUUGGUGUUCAAGAAGGUUAGACCCCCAACCAGGAAGCUCAAGACAACAUACAAGGCAUCCAGGCCCAACCUGUUUAUGUAAAUUGGUUGGUUUAAUUUGUUGGUUCUUCGAUCUGUGACCUUGUUAGGCUGAAUAGAUUGUUGAGCUAGAGAGGAUUAGAGCUAGAUCUCUUUUAUGAACCCAUUGCUUCCAGGAGCUUAUUCUGCAUCUACUGCUGUCCACCCUUUCAAGUUUUGAAGCUCAUGUGUUUUGUUAAGUUGCCUGAUUUCUUUUUGAAUUUUGUGCUCGUGGAAACUUUCUGGUGCCUUCCUUGUAUUGGCGCUGUCAAAACUUAUGAAAAUGUUCUUUCCAGUUUUGAA
Messenger RNA from Populus trichocarpa (black cottonwood), 965 nucleotides. Its product is annotated as 60S ribosomal protein L18a. Gene Ontology annotation, biological process: translation. The transcript has 4 exons. Gene Ontology annotation, molecular function: structural constituent of ribosome. The record is from RefSeq and is a predicted model, not a curated record. NCBI's taxonomy places the organism in Eukaryota, Viridiplantae, Streptophyta, Magnoliopsida, Malpighiales, Salicaceae. The coding region runs from base 151 to 687 and encodes 178 amino acids. Gene Ontology annotation, cellular component: ribosome; cytosolic large ribosomal subunit.